Messenger RNA from Nothobranchius furzeri (turquoise killifish), 1641 nucleotides. It is a transcript of the gene pdcd2l, whose product is annotated as programmed cell death 2-like. The record is from RefSeq and is a predicted model, not a curated record. Gene Ontology annotation, cellular component: cytoplasm. Lineage: Eukaryota; Metazoa; Chordata; Actinopteri; Cyprinodontiformes; Nothobranchiidae. Gene Ontology annotation, biological process: apoptotic process.
AUCUCAAACAUUACCCAGUAAAAUAAAAGCUCCCCGCCCCAGGUCAUAUGAGCUCAUAUCCACAAUACCCUCGUGAUCUUUUCCAGUUUUCAGUUGGUUUAUCCGGACUUCACUUCGGCAUAUCUAGGUUAUUUAUUUCUAUACAAACCAGGAAGAGGAUGGUCACCGUUUGCGCAUGUGCAAUGCGACCCACACGGACGUAUAGCGCACGCUGGGUAGAGAGGCCACGAUGCUUUUACAGUCUGUGGUAAUCCCGGGACCUAAACGUGAACCGUAAACCUCCGGUGCUGACGGAAUCACUGAACCCGGAUAGUUCGGUAACAGAGAUGGCCUGCAGCGCCCAGGACUCCACUCUAAUCGGUCUGUGUGAUGGACAGUUGGACCCGAAGAGACACCGGUCCUCAUUUCUGACGAACAAAGUUGGCGGAGAACCGGACUGGCCUCCGGUCUUCUCCCGGUUGUCCCCCCGCUGUGGUCUCUGCGGUGGCCUUUCUGUCCACGUGGUGCAAGUAUACUGCCCCCUGCAGGCCUCUCCGUACCAUAGAACCCUGCACCUGUUCGCCUGUCCCCGCCCGGACUGCAGCGGGCGGUCUGAGUCCUGGACGGCGCUCCGGUCUCAGAGUCUGGAGGCUCCCGGCCGGCCGGGGCCACUUCCAGCGCCCGCUCCGCUGGUGUCAGACUGGUGCGAGUCCGCUGAUGACUGGGGAAUGGAGGAUGGUUUUGAUGGGUGGGGAGGAGGACCGGACCGGAUUCAAGAUCCGCAAGAGCUGGGAGGAGAGGUGCCUCCAGUCUGUGAUGCUGACGUCAGCCAGCAACUUCAGCACCUCUGCUUGUCAGAAUCAGGAGACCCACCUGUCUUCUGUCCGUUCUUCAUUAAUGUGGUGGAGGAGUCCGACCUGUAUGGAGAAGAUGAGGAGCUGGAGCAUGCUCAGGAGCUGCUCAGAGACUAUGAGAGGAGGGAGAAGAUGGAGGUGGGGAUGCUGGAGGAGAGCAGCUGCAGCAUUGAGAAGUACGAGAAGACCGACGCCAAACAUGGAGACGCAGCGUUCUCCAGGUUUAUGAAGACCAUCUCUCUUUGCCCACAGCAGAUCCUGCGAUACUGUCGAGGUGGAAAACCCGUAUUUAUCUCCAAGCCACCAUCCAGCAUGGCUCAGCUGCUGUCUGCAUGCAGCUCCUGUGGAGGAUCCAGAACCUUUGAGCUGCAGCUGAUGCCAGCUCUUGUCCAUUACCUGCAGAGGAAGGACAGGAGCUCAGAAGCAGAGCUGGAGUUUGGAACUGUGUUGGUGUAUACCUGCAGCACCAGCUGUUGGACUUCAGGGUCAGAAUCUGCUGUAGAGGAGUUCUGCUUUGUUCAAACAGACCCAGACCAACAGCUCUUUAAAUGAAACAGCAGGUGGACAUGUAUCAGAGGACGCGUGGUCCUUCCUGGAAGUCCAGUUAAUACAAAGAGUUUGGUGUUUUCAGAAGAACAGAUCUGGUCAAAUGACUCCCAAGACACAAAAAAUAAAGUUGUGAAACUUUACUUCAGCAUUACAAAAACCAGAACACAAGACAGAACCAGGAUUUCGGACCAGCUAUUCUAAUUUACAUUUGUAUUUGUCACCUGACCUGAUGACCUGUAUUAAAGCUCUUCCAGAGUAA